Phacochoerus africanus (Common warthog) is the source of this 1195-nucleotide messenger RNA. RefSeq names its product calcyon neuron specific vesicular protein (gene CALY). NCBI's taxonomy places the organism in Eukaryota, Metazoa, Chordata, Mammalia, Artiodactyla, Suidae. The record is from RefSeq and is a predicted model, not a curated record. Bases 193 to 951 code for a protein of 252 amino acids. Gene Ontology annotation, cellular component: membrane; endosome. Gene Ontology annotation, molecular function: clathrin light chain binding. The transcript is spliced from 5 exons. Gene Ontology annotation, biological process: endosomal transport; clathrin coat assembly; G protein-coupled dopamine receptor signaling pathway.
CCACUGAGCCACCAGGGAACUCCUUGGUCUGCGUGACUGUGGACACCCAGAGGGAGCCCAUGGGCAGGAAGGGACUAGAAUCCUGUGGCUGGACUCUCCUGGUCUGCCCUGGGGAGACUGGCCUGGCCACUCUGGACCCGGCUUUGUCGUGAGAAGUAUCGGGGCCAGCCUGGGCCCUCUCACUCCAGAGCCAUGGUGUGGACAUCUGCUAGGUGGCCAGUGGGCAGUGUCCAGGUGGCCUGUGUCUGCCUUUGGACAGGUCGAGGAUCACCGUCCACCAUGGUGAGGCUGAGCUGCAGCUUCGGGAAGUCAAGCAAAGACUCGGGGGACCUGGAUGGGGCCGCCAUGGACAGCGUCCCUCUGAUCAGCCCCCUGGACGUCAGCCAGCUCCAACCAUCCUUCUCCGACCAGGUGGUCAUUAAGACGCAGACGGAAUACCAGCUGUCCUCUGCGGACCAGCCCAAGAAGUUCUCUGACCUGGAGGCCCAGAAGCUGAGCGGCAACCCCCUGGAGGACGGGCGGGGCAGGAUGCCCACAGGGCGGAUGAUCGCCUUCACCAUGGCGCUCCUGGGCUGCGUGCUGAUCAUGUACAAGGCCAUCUGGUACGACCAGUUCAGCUGCCCCGACGGCUUCCUGCUUCGGCACAAGAUCUGCACCCCGCUGACCCUGGAGAUGUAUUACACCGAGCUGGACCCCGAGCGCCACCGCAGCAUCCUGGCGGCCAUCGGGGCCUACCCAGUGGGCCGCAAGCACGGCACGGAGACGCCAUGGCUGGCGAACUACCACGCCUUCAAGGAGGUGCCCAAGGCGCGCGCCCGGCCGGGCGCGGUGGCGGUCACCGAGCCCUCGCGAAAGCCCUCUGGGAAGCCCUCCGGCAAGGCCUCCGCGCCGGGAGAGAAGGAGGCGGCGCAGAAGGUGGAGGGGAGCGCGCCUCCCCCAACCCCUCAGUGACGGCCCGGGCGCCAGUGGCCCGCCCGGGUGGGCCAUGGGGGGUCUUGUGCCGCCCCGCCGUGCCGGCUCUCACCCCUUCGUCCCUCUGUCACCGCGGCACCUCAGCCGGCACCUCCGAUGGUCCUCGCCGGACUCUCUCCCCGCUGUGGUUGUGCCCCCGCUCCCAGGCCCCCUCCCUGACGCCCCCGCCGUGGACCCUCUAGCGCUGCCGCUUUUCUCUAAAUAAAGAUCCCCAUCCACCUGG